Molecule: messenger RNA, 5705 nt
Organism: Cyprinus carpio (common carp)
Lineage: Eukaryota; Metazoa; Chordata; Actinopteri; Cypriniformes; Cyprinidae
Product: NHS-like protein 3
Biological process (GO): cell differentiation
Source: RefSeq, a predicted model, not a curated record
AUAAUAAAAGUAAUAAUAAAAUAAAAAACAGAAAGAAAGAAAAAAGAAAAUAACUACAAAAAUCUAACAGUCUCAUUUAGUCUAAGGCAGUCAUGUUCCUAAAAAAUAAGCUUCUUUCUGCAGUAUUUUUCUGGACAAUUCUUAACAGCUUUCAUAAAAUUCACCCACCUAUGGUUUAGGAAAACAUUUUGUGGAUGGAGUCAUUGGGAUUCAAUGGAUAAAGGCAGAGGAAAUAAAAUCAGGCAUCCAUGCAAACAGAGGUAUGAACUGCCUAAGGCGAGAUCUAUACAGCAGACAGAGGAAAAAGUGAGAAACAAUACAGUAUAUAUUCAAAUAUGUGAAUCCUGAUAGUUAAACCGCAUCGAUUAAACAAGUGUGUGUGCUUUAAUGUGUAUUUGUGUGUGAGUGGCUGAAGCAAGCACAUAUCCCUCCUUCCUCACAUUCCAAGUGGCUGGAGUGAGCUGUGACUGAUCAUCGCUGAGAGCGGUGUGGUCUGAACAACAGAGGCGAGGAGGGAGGGUCUUACACACACACAGGAAUCACACGCACAGCAGAGAGCGGGACAUCUCUGGAGCGCUGAGCGGGAGCAGGAAUAUACAGGCAUUGGGAGGAGGAGGAAGAGAGAGAGCGGUGAAGCGAGGGUCCAUAUGUGGCAGUCCCGUGGUUUUGAGGAGUCUAGAGCCUUUGGGCCCUGAGAUAAAUGCCAUGGGGAACUCCAACAGCAAGAAGAAACCCCAGGCUAACCUUACCAUCAGUCACCAUACUAACAAAGUAAAGUCCAUCUGGCACUUUAGACAUGUGGAUAAAAAUAAAACAGCAGUCCAAAAGCAGAAUGAGACAAGAAAGCUGACCGUACACUACACGGCCUCCCAGCACUACCAAGAGAAUGUGUUCAUUGAGGGAAGCAGGCCACAGUACCUGGAAGACCUGCAUUCUGAGGCCCAGGAGGGACUGAAGAUACUACAGCAGGAGGAGAACAAAAAUGGAGUGGACUUUCAGGAUGGUCAGACUCUGCCAGAGGAAGAUACAAGCUCAAAAGAAAGAGAUGAAUUACUUGAGACUGAUAGCAUUACUGGGCACUCUGUUAUUUCAGUGUCAACUGUCUCAGCAGUCUCCUCACGUCCAGUACUUACACGUCAAGGUUCCACAUUUAAGCCCUUGAACUCAGUUAAACAACUGGACAAGACCAAGAGAAGAAGUAGAAGAACAACUAUAAUGGGCAUACCACAACAAGUCCAAAGAGAACUGGAAAUGACAAGAGGAACUAUAUUGCAGCAGCGUCCAAAUGGAGAACAUGAUUGUAAAGUUGAUUCCCCUGGCAGAGUUGUCAUCCCAACAAUUGAUGGAGAGCUCCCCUCAGUAAAUCACGAAGGAGCUCGUGUACACCUGCAGAACAUUGAGGUACUUCAGACAUCAAGAGAUGAGGAGUUUCUAAUAAACCACAUGCAUUCUGUCUACCAAGAUGAGUUAAACCGAAAGCUUGGGAUAGGAGCGUGCCCUACAAAGAGACCAAAGUCUCUUGCUGUGCCAGGGAUCACCACUUCCUCUUUCCUGCAUGAGCCUCAAGGUCCCGUUAUGUCUAUUUCACCACAGGCAACUUAUUUAUCUAAGAUUAUUCCAAACGCAAUUCUGCCUGCUGCAAUAGACAUAAUUGAAAUUAAUCAUGAUCAAAGCCAGCGCAGUUCAAAUACAGUUAGCAAGAGUAGUUUAGCAUCAGCUAGUCCAGCUUCUUCACGAUCUGGAGGUGGCACAAAUCAAGAUCUAACUACCCCUAUCCCAAGCAGGAGCCAUUCACAAUCAUCUGAGACUAUUGUCUCCAACUCCUCCACAAUCUCUUCAAAAGCAAAGUGUCUACAAACAUUUGAUGCUGACAGCACCAAAGAAGUUUCAAAUGUAAUCCCAAAGGACAUAAAUGUUACAAGCUCAAGUAGUUGUAAAAGCUCUAACAGUAACAGUACAAAUCACAGACUGGACCACAGGGAGAUUGGUAUAGCAGGGGAAAAUGUCAGAAACAGGAAUUCGUUCUCUCGUAAUCUCUCUGUAAUGAAGACAAAAUUACCCCCAGCACCACCUCAGAGAUCCUAUUCCCUGCACCAUGAAAAACUUAAGUGGAGAUCAAGGGAACUGGUAGACAUAAAAGAUCUCAAACAUAUGUCACCAAACAAUGGGCAAACUGGUAGAGAUCUUAGCAGUGCAAAAGACCAUCAGUCCAUCAGUAAUGAGAAGGGUUCUGUCCAUUCUUCAAUGCUCAACUCAUCAAGAGAUUUCCAGUCAACUGUGAAAUCCAGCCCGCUUAGUCCUGAUCAAGCUUUUACUGGAAGUCAUGUCAGAUCAGGUAACUCAUCACCAAAGAAAACUGGAGAAGAAUCUGGUGAGAACAAAUUUGAUAGGACUUUGUCUCCUUCGAGUGGAUACUCAAGCCAAAGUGGGACACCUACGCAUUCCCCUACAGAGGUCAGUCCCUCCUCACCUGGAAAGAGAAGAGUAAAGACUUCAAAGCCUGAGAGAACGGGUGUACGGACCUCACCAGUGAAUUCAGUCUCUUCAUCAAUGACAUCUCUAUCUUCAGUCACAUCAGACAAGGCACUUCAUGACAUUAAAACCAACACCACCCCAUCAGAGCCAUUAAAGUGCUUUCCACCUGUUACAACAGUGAAAAACAAGGUGACACCAACACACCCAACUAUUGCCCUAAGGGAACUGUUCAACAUUCCCCCUCCACCCAAGGUAAAAGCCCCAUCUCCCCCACCCCCUGAAACCUGGAUUCAUAAUAAACGCACACUUGAACUAUUAUGUGGACCAGGUCCAAACCCUCAUAGGUUACAUCAGCUUCAAAAACAAAAAAAUCAAAACACAAAUUCAAUACAAAUCACUGAACAAAUUAUCCCAGAGAUGCUGACAACAGAAAAAGUAAAGUCAGGGACCCAACUGGAGAACAAAGAAGCUGUAAAAGAACAAAAUGAGUCCAUGUCACCACAAGUGCAUGAACAAAUGAUAGUAGACCCUCCAGAUUUGAGGCAAAAUGAAAGCUCAACUUUACACAAUGAGUUAAAUGAACUAGAAAGAACAAAAUUCCUUGAGGAGAUCAACCAGAACAUUCAUACACAAGAUCAGAGAACUGUAGAGGAUCAAAAGGAAAAAGGAAGCCAAAUACUCCCUACAAAGAAGGUACCAACUAUCAAAGUUGAUCAAAGUAUGCUGUCACAAACAAAUUGUGAAGUCAAACCAAAUCCUGAAAUUGUGAGCACAACAUGCACCCUAAAGAAUGAUGAAACCAGUGAGGAGAACAAAGGAAACUGCAUUGAUAAGGACAUUCUCAAUCACAAACAAUUGCAAACUCUCUGUAUAGAAGUACCUGAGGCCGUUGGCAUUUCUCCUCCUCCUUCUCCACCUCCAGAACACCACCCUCUACCACCGCCUACUAAAAAGAUGUCAGGCUCCUCAGUGUCUAUACCACCAUCUGAUGAAGAUGAACAGAAACAAGAAACAGAAGAACAGGUGACUCUCCUGGAGUCUUCUUGGCCUCCACCACCUCCACCAGAGGAAGAGUCAACUGACUUGAUUUUUGAGGAACAAGAUGAACUUAACUUCCCACCACCACCUCCCUCGUUUAUCCACAAACCCCUUUCAGAGAUAUCUGUCAAGUGCCAUGACAAAUCAUGUGAACAGCCAGACAAUAUAGAAUUGAGGUCAUCUAAUGCCUCAGAUAUGGCCAGCCGUUCAGACCAAGAAUCCGAAAUACUUACCAUUCUGCCAACAAGAACUGUACAAAAUGAUAUGGAGGACAGGCAACAAGAUAAGCCUUGUAACAAUGUGUCACAUGGCUCUGUGGAUGAAGAUGGCAUGGAAAACACAACUGUAGCCCCUCUUAAAAUGUCCUCUCUUUUAUCAGAUGAACUUGUACAAGGGGAGGAAAUGCCAGCACAAGAUUCAGAGCAAACAUCACUUGAUACCGAAGCAGAUUCCACUAACGUGCCACUUGCACCUCCUCUUCCAGUGGAAGAACAAUCCACUGUUAACUUCCGAAGGCACCUGAGCCUCAUAAACAAAGACAACCGGAGCAAAGAACUGCUGUGUCAUCACAAAAGCACACCUAUCCCAAAGGAGGAUGCCAACAUUCCCCUCGUCACACCUUCCUUACUUCAGAUGGUGCGACUAAGGUCUGUGACUGUAGAUGAAGACCAAGCUACCAUUGAUUGCAAACCAAGUACUGAGUCCACAACAAAUGAGAAUCACAGUAUUACUAGUCAAGCAACUCCACAAAAGCCUAUUCGCAAAUCCUUGACCUUGAAGUCUAACUCACCUGCUAAGUCAACUCCUGCUCCAACCUCAGUCCCAUCCAUGCGUCUUCAAGAGGCCAUACGUAUGAAGACGGCUGCAAUGUCCUCUAGUGGAGUACCUGCAAUGCUUAAUCUACGCUUAACCUCAACUAGUGGUACUAGUCCACCUGUACCAUCCCCUAAAACACCAGAUGGCUGUGACUUGCAUAAGUCCCCUGCAUCUACAGCCAGCUUUAUCUUCUCCAAAAGCACAAAGAAAAUUGUCAUUGAAACACCCACUUCUCCCGAGAUCCAAGCAAGCCUCAAACCAAGUCUUGCAGCUGAGAUAAUGCAGAUUUCCAACCAAGCCAAGACAAUGGUUACAAAUGGGACAAAAAAGUCAAUUAAGGUGCCGCCACCUGUUGCUAAGAAACCAGUGCAUGGAACAAUUCCUCCCAACAAGACAGAUAAUGCAACACCAGAUAAGACUGAGAUCUUGACAAAUAAACAAAUAAUUAAGGUUGAUGUUAAUGGGCAAAGUGAUCAAGUGCAUCCUGCUGGUCAGUGAGCACAAUCAUCAGGAAACCAGAAGCAAGCAAGAAGUACAGAGACUGCAUGUUGAAGAGUCAGGACACAUGAGUUGAGUUUUGAUUGGACAGUUUAGUCACAGUAUGGCAAAGACAAGAGGACAAAGCAAGUGAUGAAAGCCCAAGAUGGAUCUUGUUCAAGGAUUCACGGAUACUUAAAAAUACCAUGGACACUUAAAAGCCUUAGCCUGGAGAAAUGGCCUUCAAAUGUAUGCAAAAAGCUUUUUCCCAAUCUGUUUUAUACAAUAGCUUUAUUACAGCUUUCAAGUAUUUUUCUACAUGAGUUUGUCUGCUCUGGGAAAAGUCACUUUUACUUUGUUGUGGACUUAAAAAAGCUAACGACUGCAAGAUUGAACUGACAUCUAGUGGUCACUAGUGGUAGUAAUCACUGCUUGGCGUAAAAAAGUCAAAACCUGUUAUAAUUUUAUUGACAUAUCCAAAUAUGUCCAAGCACAUAGAUUGAUUACUAGCUUUUAAUGAAAGAAGCUGAUUCUACUAACAGUUUUUAAAGUUUUAGUGCUACUGCAGUCAACUUUCAGAAUUUGCUUUCAGCAAAUAUGUAUACAUGUACAGAACCAUCUGUUACCUUUAUGAAUGUUGUAGUAUGCUGACCAUGGCUGAAACAUAUACACACAAAACAUUUACAUAUUUACUUUUCAUUAGAUAAAAAGCACUUUCUACGCUAAAUGCUGCAUUUAUUUUCAAACCAGCAAACAGGUAAGAUUAUUACCGCUGUUCCUUCUAAAACUGAUGUAAAAGUAUACAUACACAAAUACUGUAAUAGCUAUUUACUUCAAGGUAGGAGUGAAGAGAAUUACUACACUGUUUAAAAAAUAAAUAUGCAUUAAAGAUAUUUAUA